AUGCCGAAGCCGCCCAACCAGCCUCCACCUCCAAUGUCUUCCAGUGGUGGCGAUCAGCAAGCAUACAACAACGACGGCAAGCCACCUGCACCAGGAGGACCUCCACCACCACCUCCAGGAGGAAUGCCUCCUCCACCACCUCCAGGAGGAAUGCCUCCUCCACCACCUCCAGGAGGGAAUGCCUCCUCCACCACCUCCAGGAGGGAAUGCCUCCUCCACCACCUCCAGGGGGAAUGCCUCCUCCACCACCUCCAGGGGGAAUGCCUCCUCCACCACCUCCCGGGAUAUUGCAAAACCCCACCUCCUCCACCCAGGCGGUUACCGCUACCGUCUCCGCGCCUACCGUCUUCACCACUGAUUAUUCUGUCAUUGUUAUGA
Cooperia oncophora is the source of this 378-nucleotide messenger RNA. The record is from the annotation of a GenBank genome assembly. NCBI's taxonomy places the organism in Eukaryota, Metazoa, Nematoda, Chromadorea, Rhabditida, Trichostrongylidae.